AUGUUCCGGUGGCUGACUCGAGCUCACUCCUUGGCUGACUCCGACCGCACCGCCACCUGGCUUUCAGUAAGCCACUCCGCCAUAUUGUACAGCUCGAGUUUUGCGUUCUCUGCCCAUGGUCACUCUCGGCUAAACCCCGAGGAAUUUUUCUUACAAUUUGAGAAGAUUGCAGAAAGCUUAGACUGGCCUGAAGAGAGCUGGGCUGUGAUCAUUCAAACAGCUUUUACUGGACAAGCUAAGAGAGUGUUCACUAAUUUACCAAAAGAGAUAUGUAAAGAUUAUGAUGCUGUGAAAAAUAUAAUUCUUCAAGCUUAUGAUUUAGUCCCAGAAGCUUACAGACAGAAGUUUCGAAAUCUAAGAAAAUUGGAGUCACAGACUUACAUAGAAUAUGCUGCUGAGAAAGAGAGGCUGUUACAACGCUGGUUGAGAUCUAGAAAUGUCCAGACAUUCACUGAUUUAAAAGAGUUGAUAUUAUUAGAGGAGUUUAAGCGCUCUGUCAGUGUUGAUAUAAAAUUGUUUUUAGAUGAACGAGAAGUGACCACUUUAAGUAAAGCAGCAAUACUUGCUGACAAUUUUUCAUUAACUCAUAGUAGACGCAAAACUCAGAGUUAUCUUUGUGCUGGCAGGAAGUCAGGAGGUAGUGAAGAGUCAGGUGAUCAGGGUGCUAGACCUAGUAAAAUUGUUAAAUCUGCUCAAGGGAAAAAUAAAAUAGGAGGAGACAAAAUUGAUUCUUCAGUAACUUGUUUUUAUUGCAAACAACGUGGCCAUGUAAUCGCUGUGUGCCCUAAAUUAGCUGCUAAAAAUGUUGCUAAGGGAGUGACUUCGCUUACUGUUGAUUUAGUGGAAGAGACUGAUGUUUAUACCUUCAAUGAUGUUAAGUCUGAUAUUUUUGAGCCGUUUAUUUUCACGGGAUCAGUUGCAAGUGACAUGUCCUCAGAUAAGAGUUACCCUGUUCGGAUAUUGAGGGAUACCGCUUCUUCCCAGAGUGUAUUAGUUAAGGCGUCUAUGCCUUUCGUGGAGAAUUCGUACACUGGGGAAUUCGUAGUCAUUCGGGGUUUUGGAGGGACCGUCACUCUCCCGUUAGCACGGAUAUUUUUGCGAUCAGACUUGGUUGAUAGACACAUCACAGUUGGAGUUCACGACUAUCCUCUACCUGUGAGUAGAGCAACUUUGUUGCAAGGGAAUGACGUAGCUGGCGAAUGCGUUGUACCUGACCCGAUUGUACGCCCUGUACCGUCCGGAGUGAACCCCACAGAAUCCCUCGAGAAUGAGUAUCCGUAUCUCUUUCCCUCGAGAAUGAGUAUCCGUAUCUCUUUCCCUCGUGCGCAGUGA
Messenger RNA from Penaeus chinensis, 1332 nucleotides. RefSeq lists its product as uncharacterized. The record is from RefSeq and is a predicted model, not a curated record. NCBI's taxonomy places the organism in Eukaryota, Metazoa, Arthropoda, Malacostraca, Decapoda, Penaeidae. The transcript is spliced from 2 exons. The coding region runs from base 1 to 1332 and encodes 443 amino acids. Gene Ontology annotation, molecular function: zinc ion binding; nucleic acid binding.